GUAACUGCAAUAAACGGCGAAAGUGCACUACUGCUGCUGACGUAGAAAGUGUUGCAAAGAUGCGUAUCCGUCUGGUUCUGUUGUGCUUUGGUAGCCUGUUGGCACUGAGUUAUGGGCAGAAUGAUGGUAAAUAUAGACCAUCGCCGGCGGAGCUAACGACGCAGAGACCACGCUACAAUCCGUACAUUGAUGGAAGAUAUGUACAGUAUCCGUACAACCCGUACCGCUAUCCUAGUGAUUCCCGGUACUACAACCGGAACGAUGGACGCUACUUUAACCGAAAUGAUGGCCGUUACAUUGGUCGAAACGAUGGUCGCUACGUACCAGGCAAUGAUGGACGAUACGUUCACGUAGACAAUAAGUACAAACACAUCGAAGGGAAUGCUGGUAGUGGGGCCGGAAAUCAGGGAGGCAGUGGUGGUGCUGGUGGUGGUGCUGGUGGUGGACUCGGAGUGUCCAGAAUUGGUGGAACCAAUGGUGACGACAGUGGAACAACCAAACCGGCAGUAGUUCCGGCCCCAGUCCCCGUCACUACGCCGGUUCCUACUCUGGCCAGAACGGUACAGGCCAGGGUAGCACCGAAGGCAUCCGCAGAUGGAUGGAAAAUUGUUCGCUUGGAAAAUCAGGUUGAAAACGAUGGUUAUCAUUACAUCUUUGAAACCGAGAAUGGCAUUCUGGCGGAGGAAGCUGGGCGCAUCGAGGAUAAGGGUACGGCAGGAGAAGGACUACGUUCGCAAGGUUUCUAUCAGUACGUUGGAGAUGAUGGAGUGCUCUAUCGUGUCGAUUAUGUAGCCGAUGGCAAUGGUUUUCUGCCGCAGGGUGAUCAUAUUCCCAAGGUACCUCCAGCAAUUGAAAAGCUUCUGAAGUAUUUGGCAUCCCAACCGAAGUAAACAUUUGGGCUUGAAUACACAUUGGCGCGAAUAGAUAAAGAGGGCAAUGAAAAUAAAUAAAAUAUUCUAAAUGCAAGAACUAUAUUAAAGAAAAUAAUAAACAAAACCUUUUUACAUACGUAUCUGGCGUUACCG
Molecule: messenger RNA, 1025 nt
Organism: Anopheles darlingi
Lineage: Eukaryota; Metazoa; Arthropoda; Insecta; Diptera; Culicidae
Product: larval cuticle protein LCP-30-like
Exons: 4
Coding region: 60-890 (276 amino acids)
Cellular component (GO): chitin-based extracellular matrix
Molecular function (GO): structural constituent of chitin-based larval cuticle
Source: RefSeq, a predicted model, not a curated record